Uloborus diversus is the source of this 1563-nucleotide messenger RNA. Its product is annotated as AFG1-like ATPase. Gene Ontology annotation, cellular component: cytoplasm; mitochondrion. The record is from RefSeq and is a predicted model, not a curated record. The coding region runs from base 58 to 1362 and encodes 434 amino acids. Gene Ontology annotation, molecular function: ATP hydrolysis activity; ATP binding. NCBI's taxonomy places the organism in Eukaryota, Metazoa, Arthropoda, Arachnida, Araneae, Uloboridae. The transcript has 13 exons.
GCGGUCUUUUAGUCAUGAAGGUCGUGUUUGAAAUGUGACAAAUUUUUUGUACAUAAAAUGAUUCAAAAAUUAUGCAAUAUUAAUGGAUUUUUCAUAAAUAUUAUCCGUAGUAAAAGUUAUAAGCAGGGAAGUGUUUUAGAGUCCUAUUGGAAUAAAAUUCGUGAUGGAGAAUUCACUCUUGAUAAAAGUCAAUUGAAACUUAUCGAGAUCCUAGAUGACUUGAAAGAACAAUCAAGCUCUUACGUUGUAACCAAACCAAACGUAUUUUCUAAGUUAUUUGGAAAGAAGAAAGUAGAUGUUCCAAAAGGCUUAUAUAUUUAUGGAUCAGUGGGUUGUGGGAAAACAAUGCUUAUGGAUUUGUUUUUCGAACGUUGCCCGACUGAAAAGAAAAAGCGGACGCAUUUUCAUUCAUUCAUGCUAGAUGUCCAUAAUCGUAUUCAUGAAUACAAAAAACGAACUCUGAAGCUAAGUCCUGGAAAAAAGAAUUUGAAUUAUGAUCCUAUUGCUCCUGUGGCACAAUCAAUAUGUGACGAUACUUGGCUCUUGUGUUUAGAUGAAUUUCAGGUGACGGAUAUAGGUGAUGCAAUGAUUUUGAAGAGAUUGUUUACUGAAAUCUUUGCCAAUGGAACUAUCUUAUUUGCCACUUCUAAUAGAGCUCCUGAUGAUUUGUACAAGAAUGGCUUGCAGAGAAGUAACUUUUUGCCAUUUAUUUCUAUUUUAAAAGAACAUUGCAAAGCAAUAUGGCUUGAUUCAGGUGUAGAUUAUCGUACUAAAUUUGCUCCUUCUAGAAACAGAUUUUUUGUAAAAUCUGAAUGUGAUGCAAAAAGAGAAUUAGAUGAAGCUUUUAAAAUUUUGGCAAGCAGAGAAAAUGAUGUUAUCCGUCCUAAAACAUUGACUAUCAAAAAUCGCAAUGUUACUCUAAGUACCACAUGCGGUAGAGUUGCAGAUUGCACAUUUGAGGAAUUAUGCGAUAGGCCCUUAGGUGCUAUUGAUUACUUAGUAAUAAGCCAAGUGUUCAAUGUUGUUAUCAUCCGAAACAUACCCCAAAUGACUCGCAAGCAGAAAUCUCAAGCAAGGAGGUUUAUUACGUUGAUAGAUACAUUAUAUGAUAACAAGGUACGUGUAUUGUGUUCUGCUGACGUUCCUCUGAAGAAGCUUUUCUUAUCAGCGGUAAUGAGCCCUGUCCUUUAUGAAGAUGAAAAUCGAGCUUUAAUGGAUGAUCUUAACAUUACAAAAGGCAGUGAAAAUGCAGAUGCAAGUCUCUUCAGUGGAGAAGAGGAAGUGUUUGCAUUUGAUCGCACAGUCUCCAGGCUGACUGAAAUGCAGACCGAAGAAUAUUGGAAGUUAAGAUCAAGUAGUUAAUGUUAGAUAAUGUUAAUCAGUUCAGAAUUGUAGCAAUAGAAAUUUGAGCUAUCAAAAGUUGUUCAUUUAUAGUACAAAAAUAUAGAUCUUUCUUUUCCUGUGAUAUAACCUAGGGUAAUUCUUCAGUUUUUAGGAAUGAGGAUUUUUAAUUGUUAUUUACAAAUGUUUCUUUAUGUGUACAUUUGUUAAUAAAAGACCUUC